AUGUCAACAACCACGAUUAUAACGUGUCCAGAUCCUCCGAUAGACACUCUGGAUCGCCAUGGAUAUCUCUUCGGCUACCCGAUUGCACAUUCAAUGAGUCCGCUAUUCCAUCAGACAUGUUUCGAUCACUUUGGACUCAAUUGGAGCCAACAACUCCUGCCAUCCACAGACAUAAAACACUUUCUUGAGCUACUGCGGAACCCCAGAUUGUAUGGCUCAUCAGUGACGAUGCCACAUAAAUUGGCUAUUAUCCCAUAUCUGGACGAGUUAACGGCGGAAGCACGCGCGGUCGGCGCGGUUAACACCAUCUUUCGGCGUGGUUCGAAGUACGUUGGCACGAACACCGAUACCAUCGGCGUAGCAGAGAGCUUCUUUCAUAAUACCCAACGACCCGUGUUCCAGGACCGGCCAGGAAUGGUCAUAGGUGGAGGUGGAGCAGCACGUGCUGCUGUUUAUGCUCUAGUCCAGCUUAUGGGUUGCUCUACUGUCUAUCUCGUGAAUCGCGACAAGGCUGAAGUCGAUGCUGUUGUGGACUGGUGUCGAACACAAGGCUACGGGGACGGGCUGAUACAUGUAUCGUCUGCCAAUCAGGCAAAGCAACUUGAAGGCCCAGGGGCUAUCGUCGCUUGCGUGCCGAACUUUCCUCCCAAGACUCCCGACGAGCAAGAAGCCAGACGAGUCACUGAAGUGUUCCUCGAUAAAUCGCGCAAGGGUGCGAUACUGGAGAUGUGCUACCACCCCUCGCCCUGGACAGCGAUUGCGGAGCUCUCUCAGAAGGCAGGGUGGCAGGUCAUACUCGGUACCGAAGCGGUCAUAUAUCAAGGGCUGGAAGCACAGCGAUACUGGACGGGCAAAGAGAUAUCCGAUAUGCCUGUGCAGAAAGUCAAAGACAUUAUUGCUGGGGAGCUGAGCAAGUCACGCUUAUGA
Recurvomyces mirabilis is the source of this 927-nucleotide messenger RNA. RefSeq lists its product as uncharacterized. Gene Ontology annotation, biological process: shikimate metabolic process; chorismate biosynthetic process. NCBI's taxonomy places the organism in Eukaryota, Fungi, Ascomycota, Dothideomycetes, Mycosphaerellales, Teratosphaeriaceae. The transcript is spliced from 2 exons. The record is from RefSeq and is a predicted model, not a curated record. The coding region runs from base 1 to 927 and encodes 308 amino acids. Gene Ontology annotation, molecular function: shikimate 3-dehydrogenase (NADP+) activity.